AUGGUAUCCAUAACGUCUUGCCAAGACUGGGACAUCACAACCGUUGAGAAGGUGGGCAACAAGUUGACGGGUUACAGCAUCAUACAGACCACACUUGCUGAGCACAAUGGUACACAAUGUGGUUAUUGCACGCCUGGGUGGAUCAUGGCUAUGUAUAGUCUUCUGCACACUAACGUACACCUUACAAAAUUGGAAAUCGAAAAAUCUUUUGGCAGCAACGUCUGCAGAUGUACUGGGUACAGACCUAUUCUGGAUGCUUUUAAGAAAUUUGCCAUAGACACACCAAACCCUACAAAGCUACCUGACAUAGAAGACUUACAUAUACAUCAAAAGUGUGCCAAGAACUGUGGUAAAAAAUGUUCUAAAGAAAAAUGCACAGAAGACGACUGGUGUUUUGAAGCUAAAGUUACUGAAAUCGAUCUAAAAGAUGGCAAGAAAUGGUUCAGGGUAUAUGAUGUUGAUGAUAUUUUUAAAGUACUGCAGAGGGAAGGAGAUGACUCCUAUAUGUUAGUAGCUGGGAACACUGCUAAAGGAGCGUAUCCAAUAGAAGAAUAUCCUCGCAUCCUGAUAGACAUCAGCAAAGUCUCUUCAAUAAAAGGCUUCAUAGUAGAUCAGAACCUCGUCAUAGGAGCUGGCACUACCCUCACUGACACCAUGGAGAUUUUCCAACAUGUGAGCAGCCAGGAAUACUUCAGAUAUCUGCAGAAGUUCCACGACCAUCUCAACUUGGUCGCCCAUAUUCCUGUACGGAAUAUCAUGCCUCGAGCACAGAAUGCUCAUGCGAUUGUCAACGCUGGUUUUCUUUAUAAACUAGACUCAAAUGGGAGAGUGUUAGAGUCAAGAAUAGCGUAUGGUGGGCUUUCACCAGUAGUCGUCAGAGCGGCAGCAACUGAGACCUACCUGAUCGGAAGGGAUCUGUUUACGAACGAAACGCUCCAAUUGGCUAUAGGAAUUUUAGAAAGUGAAUUGCAUGUUUUAGAAAACCCUCCAGAACCCUCUGCGCUUUAUAGAAGGAGAAUUGCUGUGAAUUUGUUUUAUAAGGGUCUACUAUAUUUAUAUCCAGAAUACAAAUUACCCCUAUGCUUCCGCUCUGGGGCGAUCAAGAUUCGAGAAACUCGACCCGUGUCGGAGGCUCGUCAGAUAUUCGACACUAAUCCAUCUCUGUGGCCUUUGAAUCAACCCAUUCCAAAAGUUGAAGCACUGAUCCAGUGUUCUGGGGAAGCGCCGUACACGGAAGAUCUACCCUCUAUUCCUCGUGAAGUAUUCGCUGCGUUUGUGUUGAGUACUAUACCUAAAGGUCACAUCGUUGCUAUAGACCCCAGACCAGCACUGCUGGAGCAUGGUGUAAUCGCAUUUUACUCAGCAGCUGAUAUACCAGGUCUUAAUUCAUUCACUCCGCCUGAAGAUCCCCAAUACUCCACAAACGAAGAAGUAUUAUGUAGUGGAGAAGUCAAAUACUAUAAUCAACCACUAGGUAUUAUUGUAGCCACAACAAGAAGCAUUGCUGAUAGAGCGGCUAAAAUGGUUAAUGUAAAAUAUAGCAAUGUUAAACCACCAGUAAUUGCUAUUAAAAAAGCUAAGAAAGACCCGAAAAGAAACACUCUGUAUUUUGCUGCCAACGCAAAAAAUAGAGGCAACGAUAUCAUUAAAGUUAUAAAAGGCCAGACAACAGUAUAUGGACAGUAUCAUUUUUCUAUGGAAACAUUAGUUUGUGUCACGAAGCCCAUGGAACAGGGGAUAGAAAUACACCCUGCGUCACAAUGGAUGGACGGAGUUCAUUUAAUGGUGUCUCGUGCAUUGAAAAUGGAUCAAAACAGGAUUGACAUCAAGAUACGGCGUCUUGGCGGAGCCUACGGUAUCAAAGUGUCCCGUUCGACUCAGGUUGCAGUUGCCUGCAGUUUGGUCACACAAAAGUUGAAUCUGCCGUGCCGGUUCAUACAAUCGCUGACUACCAACAUGAGAGCCGUUGGGAAAAGAUUUCCCUGUUCGACUGACUAUGAGGUAGGAGUAAACAUAGCUGGUGCUGUACAGUACUUGAAUAUGAAUUUGUAUGAAGACAACGGGUUUGAUAUCGACGAAUUAUUAUCAAUGUUGGGUAUCGAUGCUUAUUACAAUUGCUAUGACAAUUCGAGAUGGAACUACAAGUGUUUUAAUAGUACAACUGAUACUGCUAAAAAUACGUGGUGCAGAUCUCCCGCAACAUUAGAAAAUAUUGCUGCAGCAGAGACGAUGAUGGAACGUAUAUCUUAUGAAUUAUCUUUAGAUCCAAUUGAGGUACGAUUAGCAAACGUAGAUGACACUAGGUAUAUAGACAUCCGAGAAAUUGUAGCCAAUUUAAAGGUCAAAGCCGACUACAAUAAUCGAAGAAGUUAUGUUGAAAAGUUUAACAGUGAGAAUAAAUGGAAGAAGCGUGGCUUGAGAACUGCAUUUUUAAGGUGGACUCCAUUAGGAACUACUCAUUAUGACGUAACUCUAUCUGUCUAUCACGGUGAUGGGACUGUAGCUAUAACACAUGGUGGAGUGGAAAUGGGACAAGGUGUGAAUACCAAAGCAGUACAAAUUGCUGCUUAUUUUCUAAAAAUCCCAAUAGAUAAAAUCCAAAUAAAGGCUAACGAUACUAUGGUAACUCCGAACUCUCAUAUAUCAGCUGGAAGCUUUACAUCGCAGUAUGUUGGUAUCGGUGUACAAAGAGCUUGUGAGCAGAUGAAUAAAAAACUGGCCCCAAUUAGAGCUCAGAUGAAAAAUCCGACGUGGGAAGAAUUGGUAGAAAGAGCGUAUCGACUUGGAGUAGAUCUACAGAGUCAUGGAUUUGUUGGAGCAAACGAUUUCCAGAAUUACAAUAUCUACGGCGUAACAUUUGCAGAAGUUGAGGUGGAUGUUUUGACUGGAGAAUACGAAAUACUGCGCGUGGAUUUAUUAGAAGACGUCGGUUUGAGUGUUAGUCCUGAAAUCGACAUUGGUCAAGUUGAAGGCGCUUUCAUUAUGGGAGUGGGUUAUUGGACAUCUGAAGAAUUAGUAUACAACGAAAGAACUGGGGAGAUACUCACGGAUAGAACUUGGAAUUAUUACAUUCCGCAAGCAAGAGAUAUACCGCAAGAUUUCAGAGUAUAUUUCAGAAGGAAAUCGUAUAGUACUCCCGCUGCUUUGGGCUCUAAAAUGACUGGAGAACCACCGCUGUGCAUGGCAGUAGCAAUCCCUUUCGCCAUUAGGGAAGCAAUCGCUGCAGCUAGAAAGGAUUCUGGUAUUCCAACAACACUGUGGUUUGAUAUCGAUGGCCCUUACACUGUAGAGAGUGUAUGUUUAGCUGCAGAUACUAAGACCAUAGACUACAGAUUUUAUUAA
This is a messenger RNA of Pectinophora gossypiella (pink bollworm), 3342 nucleotides long. Its product is annotated as xanthine dehydrogenase-like. Bases 1 to 3342 code for a protein of 1113 amino acids. The record is from RefSeq and is a predicted model, not a curated record. The transcript is spliced from 13 exons. Lineage: Eukaryota; Metazoa; Arthropoda; Insecta; Lepidoptera; Gelechiidae. Gene Ontology annotation, molecular function: FAD binding; iron ion binding; oxidoreductase activity.